Molecule: messenger RNA, 502 nt
Organism: Sorex fumeus (smoky shrew)
Lineage: Eukaryota; Metazoa; Chordata; Mammalia; Eulipotyphla; Soricidae
Product: cytochrome b-c1 complex subunit 7
Exons: 4
Coding region: 35-370 (111 amino acids)
Biological process (GO): mitochondrial electron transport, ubiquinol to cytochrome c
Source: RefSeq, a predicted model, not a curated record
CAGGACGUUCCCAGCAUCCCCCUCUCCGGUCGUCAUGGCGGGCAGGCAGACAGUCCAAGCCUCGGGCCGGUGGCUGGAGGGCCUUCGGAAGUGGUAUUACAAUGCUGCUGGCUUCAACAAACUGGGGCUCAUGCGUGAUGAUACCAUGUAUGAGGACGAGGACGUGAAGGAGGCCAUCAGGAGGCUGCCCGAGAACCUGUACAACGACAGGAUGUUCCGCAUCAAGAGGGCCCUGGACCUGACCGUGAGGGCGCAGAUCCUGCCCAAGGAGCAGUGGACAAAAUACGAGGAGGAUAAAUUCUACCUUGAGCCAUAUCUGAAAGAGGUUAUUCGGGAAAGAAAAGAGCGAGAGGAAUGGGCCAAGAAGUAAUCACGUGAUCUGCACGCAGCUGUCCUCAAAGAUUUUUAUGAAGUUGGUUAAAACUGAAACGUACAAUCUUGAACUGAUCUGAGCUGCAGAUGGGUACAUGACUUUAAAUAAAUAUCUGUCGUAAUUAUUGAA